GCUAGUGAUGGGUGCUUACAUCAGCUGUGAGAGGCUUUGACAGAGGGGACUUGGCUGGUUUGGACCAUUUGGAUCCAGAGUCCAGUUGGCAGAUAUGGUGAGGCACAGCAUGAUGACAGAGGUGCAGACCUUCCAGCACUCCCUCCAGGGUAACUCCCUGGCUUUGGGCCAAGUGGGGCAGAACUGUGGGGGAACUCAGGAGAACGGGGUCGCUUCAGAGGAGAGACAGCACCUUUCCCAAGGCCCAGAAGAAAUCGAGAAAAGCCAGCCAGUGAAUAUCCCAGAUGCAGCUAAACGAAAAAAGAAGAAAAGAACCAGAGCGACCGACAGCUCCACGGGCACAUUUGAUGAUCUCUACAAACUGAUGGAUGAGGUGCUCGGUCAAGGGGCGUAUGCUAAAGUUCAAGGAUGCAUAAGUCUGCAGAACGGACAGGAGUAUGCUGUGAAGAUCAUAGAGAAGAGUGCAGGGCACAGCCGCAGCAGAGUCUUUCGAGAAGUGGAAACUCUCUACCAGUGUCAAGGAAACAACAACAUUUUGGAAUUGAUCCAGUUCUUUGAAGACAGCUCCUGCUUUUAUUUGGUAUUUGAAAAGCUGCGUGGUGGCUCCAUUCUCACACACAUCCAGAACCGGAAGCACUUUGACGAGCUGGAGGCCAGUAAGGUGGUCAGGGACAUUGCACAAGCUCUUGACUUCCUUCACACUAAAGGCAUUGCACAUAGAGACCUUAAGCUGGAAAACAUCCUUUGUGAAUACACUGAUCGGGUGUCCCCAGUAAAGAUCUGUGAUUUUGACUUGGGAAGUGGAGUGAAGCUCAGCAGUGCCUGUACGCCCAUAACGACUCCAGAGCUCACCACACCGUGUGGCUCAGCAGAGUACAUGGCUCCAGAAGUAGUGGAGGUGUUCACGGAUGAGGCCUCUUUCUACGACAAACGCUGUGACCUGUGGAGUCUCGGGGUCAUCCUCUACAUCCUGCUGAGCGGCAGCCCCCCCUUCACGGGCCACUGUGGCACCGACUGUGGAUGGGACCGGGGAGAAACGUGCAGAACCUGCCAGAGUCACCUGUUUGAGAGCAUCCAGCAGGGCAAGUAUGAAUUUCCGGACAAGGACUGGGAUCACAUCACAGAGGGGGCCAAGGAUCUCAUCUCCAAGCUGUUGGUUCGGGAUGCUACUCUGCGCCUCAGUGCUGCUCGGGUCCUCAAGCACCCUUGGGUGCAAGGGAACGCUCCAGAGAGAGGUCUUCCAACUCCUCAUGUUCUACAGAGGAACAGCAGCACCAAAGACCUGAGCCAGUUUGCAGCAGAAGCCAUCGCCUUUAACCGGCAGCUAUCUCAGCACGACGAGCAGCAGGAGGACGUGGGAGCCAUCGUUUGCUCCAUGAGGCUUUCUCCUCCCUCCAACUCCAGACUGGCCCGCAGACGGGCGCAGACCAACGCCCUGCGCACCAGCGACUUUGCACCCGCGUCGGACGACCUCACGGCCUGAAGGACCAGUGAGGUCCUUGCGUGUGUUUUUAUAAUUUAUUUUUUCACCAGGAGCCUUUUAGGAUCAGCCACGCUGUAACUGUUCUUGGUGUUGAAGCUCUGUCCCAUGGCCAGUAAUCUUAUCACCUGGACAGAGUUUGAGCACUGACGGUUAAUCGUCGGCUACCACUUCCUUAUUGAUUUUAAAUUUGACAACAGCUUUUGGGGUUUACUGUUACAAUUAGUCUUAACAGAGAUAUUUAUUUUCUAUUCAAUGAUUCAGUUUAGCAGAAACCGCUCUUAAUGCCUGUAUGAGUACAUAUCACUAAUAACACAGCAUUACGUGGGUUCAGUACAGUUUUGCAGCUGUUACUGUUUUAAUGUAAUAUUAUCUAAUAUUGAUGGAUUUUAUUUUUCUUGUUGUCCAACUGUGAAUUAGUUAAUAUUUUAUUUAAAUGCUGCUUAUUUUUUUUUCGGUCACUGGAGGAAAGGGAUGAGUUCUCUUUUAUGUUUUGCUUUUUGAAGCUUGUCAGUGUAUUUGGUUUGAUUGUGGUUAAAUUGAUAAACACUUAAAGGAGACUGUUCAUCAGUGAAAAUGGGCUUUUCUCCAUGCUACACAUCAUUUUUAAAACUUAUUUUUUUUUAAAGUCAGUCGAGGCUACUUGGACCUUACAGAACGUGCAGGAAGGUGAAUGGAUGUUGAAAGUUUGAGAAGACUCUUUGAUCAAAUAGUUUUUUUUAUUUCUUAUCGUUCUUUCACUUCAACACAAGCUACCUGUAGCACUGACGUACUUUAACAUAAGUCACUGAUUUCAUUUAUCUGAAAGGGAGAAUAUUGUAUUCUAUGUAAGUGAAGUCAACACCUGCAGUGAUGUUUUAACAACCGUUUAAUCCUCAUUAGAGUCCAAUGUUGCCUCUGGCUCUUUAUGUUUUUUGCACCACAUCUUCGCACGUUUUGUAACUAAACAUCCCAAAAAGACUUAGUUUCUUAUUAAGUUAAUAUCCGUGUGUGUUUUUACUCUGCUGAAUUGAAAUGUGAGAAUUGUUUUUGUUUGUAGCUGAAGACUUGACGAGGUGACGAAAUCCAUUCGUCACCUCACUACACUUUGUAGUGAGGUGACGAAUGGAUUUAAUUUUAUAUUUGUAUAUUAUUUAGUUUUGGUUCUGUGACUCGCUCCGAGUGUGCCGAUGGAAAAUAAUAAUAAUGGACUAACCAAAGUUUUGAGUCCAUCAAGUUCCUUAUUUUAAUUUUAAAGAAAUAUUUUAACUUCUUUGUUUCACUCAUUAUGAAGCCCAUCUUUGUUUGACCAGUGGACGGCAGUCUAUCACCUUUUUAUUUCCCUAAUCACCCAAUUAACUCUCUGUGUUGCGCCUGUUAAAUGACACGUCCCCCUGAUUUCACACUGUUGCCAUGGACACCCCAUCCCUAUAGCAACACUGGGCCAUCAGAGGCUGACGGGGAUUUGCUCAGCGCAAAAAAAAAACCCACUUGGUAUGUUGAAGCCCUCUCACUCCCAUUAUGAAUCAUAAAUGGACUUCUAAUGUAAUAUCAUCAAAUGAGAUGCAGUUAUGGGGUCCGAUGCAUAAAGCUCUGUGUGGAGCACAUUUUCACUGCUGUGUUCUCAAUAAAAAAAAUAUCCUCAAACAUA
Messenger RNA from Anarrhichthys ocellatus (wolf-eel), 3110 nucleotides. RefSeq names its product MAPK interacting serine/threonine kinase 1 (gene mknk1). The transcript has 14 exons. Gene Ontology annotation, biological process: protein phosphorylation. The coding region runs from base 95 to 1483 and encodes 462 amino acids. NCBI's taxonomy places the organism in Eukaryota, Metazoa, Chordata, Actinopteri, Perciformes, Anarhichadidae. The record is from RefSeq and is a predicted model, not a curated record. Gene Ontology annotation, molecular function: protein kinase activity; ATP binding.